Messenger RNA from Cooperia oncophora, 417 nucleotides. The record is from the annotation of a GenBank genome assembly. NCBI's taxonomy places the organism in Eukaryota, Metazoa, Nematoda, Chromadorea, Rhabditida, Trichostrongylidae.
AUGCCUCGCCACAGUGGAAGUGGCGUUGUAAAGGAAAAGGAUAAAGAUAAAGAUGGUACGAAAGAGAAGCCACAUGGUAAAGAAAAACAUCGAGAAAAAACCGAUCGUAAAACACAUGCUGACAAUGAGCGGGUCGGACCAAGUAGGAAACAUUCCGUACGUCCAACCGAUGAGUUGAAAUUGCUGCAGGAUAGCCUCACACAGUUUUUCACGCCAUCUGCUGGACGACGAUGUCGUCAACCGCCUCGAAAAUUUGACGAAUCUGGAGUGAACAGCGAUGAUAGCGUUCAUCACCACAAUGAAAGCGGUGGCGAAAAGGUCGAACCUCCCGCUGAAAAAAUAGCUCGACGAAAAAAGUCGUCCACUGAGUCUUCAAUAAUGAAACCUCUCACGGUCGACGUUGGAGGCAAAAGCUGA